CAGCUCCAGUCCAUAAAAGCUGCUGUCUGAGCUGGAAGCGGCAUCCUCACUGGCCCGUGGGAUCGCACCGAGAGCCCGACGGACCUUCCCUGGCCGCCUGCCUGCCUGCCCACCGCGCCGAGCGCUGCGCAUCAGGCUCCCCGGCCACAGACUUCCUACCUGCGAGCUCCCGCCGCUAGCCCACUAGCGGGCAGUAGUGAGAGGACCAGCCAGCCUGCGAACCAGAGACUCCCCCAGGGAGGUGAGCAUGAUGAUUUUCCUCGGGACGUCUGAGAAGAUGCCGACCAUGAGGCUGUUCACUUGCUUCCUGCACCUCCUGGCCGGGCUGACGCUGCCUGCUGUGUCUUCCCAGCCACUGGAUCUGUCUGCCGGGAACAGCUCGUCAGAGACGAAAGUGAUGCCCUUCCAGGAAGUGUGGAACCGCAGCUACUGUCAGGCAAAGGAGAAGCUGGUGGAUGUCUUGUCGGAGUACCCCGACGAGGCGGAAUACAUAUUCCAGCCGUCCUGCGUCCCUUUGAUGCGCUGCUCGGGCUGCUGUGGAGAUGAAGCCCAGCACUGUGUGCCAGUGGAGACGGCCAACGUCACCAUGCAGGUCCUGAAGAUCAGCCAUGGGCAGACGCCCUCCUUCGUGGAGAUGACAUUCACUCAGCACACAAACUGCACGUGCGAGCCUCGGUCGCAGGUAACGCAGACGACGACGACAACAACAACGAAGCCAGAAGGGAAGAAAUCCAGGAAUGGUGAGAAGAGGAAGAAAGAGAAGCAGAGACCCACAGUGGCCCCUGUGAGCUGAUACUUCUCCCCCCCACGAUGACCAGCCCCUCGGAGGAGAGAGACUCCAUACCUGGCUCCUGUAUUUAUUACCGUCACACACUCAGUUACCUCCUUACUGGCACCUGCCGUCUAUUUAUUAGCCAAUCGUAUCCCUGCUGAAUGACUCUCUCCCUCCAAGAUGAGGGGCAUGGAAGGAUAUGACCCUCAGGAAUUCAGUGCCUUACGCAGAACGUGAGAGAAAGAAGACAGCCACAGCCCGUGUGUGCUUCAGCUUGGGAAGAAGCAAGAUGUGACUUUGCGAGGGCCACGCCGGGCUCCAGAGGCCCGAGGACUCCCCACGGGGCUGGAGAAGGAACAAGAGAAGAGGAAGAACCCACCACCUGCCCCUGGGCUUUGGGCUCUGCAUGGACCAGCCGCCCUUUGGGAGCUCCGGCGAGGAUGCGGGCUGAGGAGCUUGCUCUGGCCAGGCAGGGGUUGAGGGGCCCCGUGGCUUCUUCCUCCUCCUCCUGGCAGCGGCUCUGACCCUGGAGAGCGGAACACUCAGCUCUGGGGAACAGCCGUCGCCCGGGGCCUUGGCCACUUCCUCCUCGCAUCUUGCUACAGCUUGUCCCGGGACAUUGUUCUUUGUGGCCAAGGAAGGCUUCACCAUCCUGCCCCGCUCAGGGACACAGGCCACGAGCGGUCCCAGGCCGGGCAUGGAGCACACUACCUGCCUGGCUGUCUGGCUGUCAAGCCUUUUUCUCUUGAAUAAAGUUAUUCUAGUCUG
Molecule: messenger RNA, 1540 nt
Organism: Pipistrellus kuhlii (Kuhl's pipistrelle)
Lineage: Eukaryota; Metazoa; Chordata; Mammalia; Chiroptera; Vespertilionidae
Gene: PGF
Product: placental growth factor
Exons: 7
Coding region: 248-793 (181 amino acids)
Biological process (GO): positive regulation of endothelial cell proliferation; vascular endothelial growth factor signaling pathway; positive regulation of mast cell chemotaxis
Cellular component (GO): membrane
Molecular function (GO): growth factor activity; chemoattractant activity; vascular endothelial growth factor receptor binding
Source: RefSeq, a predicted model, not a curated record